Molecule: messenger RNA, 387 nt
Organism: Cotesia congregata
Lineage: Eukaryota; Metazoa; Arthropoda; Insecta; Hymenoptera; Braconidae
Source: the annotation of a GenBank genome assembly
AUGGAAAUUCAAGAAGAGGAAUUAAAUGUAGAAGAUCAGUUAAAUCAAACAGCUGAUCUACCAGAUGAGCAAGAAACUCCAGAGGAGCCUGAAAGUGUACCUGUAGCUGUAGCUGAUGAAGAAGCAAAAGAAAAGUUGCUGAAAUUACCUGUGGGAAGAGUUAAAAUUAUUGCUAAAACUGAUCCAGAAGUUAACUUAAUUAAUCAGGAAGCAAUGUUUCUUAUAACUAAAUCAACGGAGUUAUUCAUUGAUUCCAUAGCAAAAGAAGCUUAUAAGUAUACGGUUCAGGCGAGAAAAAAAACAAUUCAAAAAAAGGACUUACAACAAGCUAUUGAUAAUAUCGAUGCACUUGCAUUUUUAGAAGGAAUGUUGGAACAGUGGACGUAA